CUCUCUCUCGGAGGAGGGGUGUGUGUGUGUGUGUGUGUGUGUGUGCUAUUCAUAGUGUGAGAACCCGCAGAGGUCUAUUAGAAGUCAUUGAGUCCUUCCAGUGCACUUCGGCAUAGACUGCCGAGGGCUCAUUCAUUGCACAUUGUGGACCUGCUCAGUGGACAACAGCCAUGCAGGCUCAGGAAGUCCUGAGACAGCUGCGGCUUCCAGAUCUGGACGACGUUCGGCAGUACAUACGAGGCUUUCCAAGCAACACGCUAUUGGGCAUGGGUGUCUUCGCCGCCUUUACCACAUACUGGCUCGCCACGCGGCCAAAAGCUCUCAAACCACCGUGUGACCUCAACAUACAGUCCGUGGAAAUGGCAGGUGAGGAAGGCGCCAGAAGGUCGGUGCUGAACAGCAGCGAAGAGUACUUGACACACUACUACAGUGACGCAACAACGAUAUACGAGGUGUUCCUUCGGGGGCUCAGAAUGUCAAAUAACGGACCCUGUUUAGGCUCGAGAAAACCCAACCAGCCUUACGAGUGGCAGUCUUACAGAGAGGUUGCAGACCGGGCCGAGUGUUUGGGCUCUGCCUUGCUUCACAGAGGACACGCUCAGUCAGGAGACCAAUUUAUUGGCAUCUUUGCCCAGAACAGACCAGAGUGGACCAUUUCAGAGCUGGCGUGUUACACCUACUCCCUCGUAGCCGUUCCACUGUACGACACACUCGGCGCAGAGGCUAUUGGCUUUAUAAUCGACAGAGCUUCCAUCAGCACAGUGAUUUGCGACGUACCUGAAAAAGCUCAGAUGAUUCUCGAUUGUUUCGAGGAAAAAGGGCGAACAGUGAAGACGAUUGUGCUCAUGGAACCCUUUGACGCCGAUCUGGUGACGCGAGGGCAAAAGUACGGAGUAGAAAUUCUGAGCCUUAAGUGUAUUGAGGACUUGGGUAAAGCAAACUACCAUGAUCCUGUGCCACCAAAACCAGAGGACCUCGCACUAAUCUGCUUUACAUCUGGAACAACAGGAAACCCCAAGGGUGCAAAGAUCACGCAUAGAAAUGUCAUCUCCAACACUGCAGCCUUUCUUAAAAUGACAGAGGGCAAAUUGACAACCAGUUCCAAGGAUGUGCUCAUCUCCUUCCUCCCUUUGGCCCAUAUGUUUGAGCGAGUGGUGGAGGGUGUUAUCCUCAUCCACGGUGCUCGUAUUGGAUUCUUCCAAGGCGACAUUCGGCUUCUGAUGGAUGAUUUAAAAGAACUCCGACCAACUUUUUUCCCUGUAGUGCCGCGGCUCCUUAACCGCAUGUUCGAUAAAAUAUUUAGUCAAGCCAACACCCCACUAAAAAGAUGGAUGCUAGAUAUGGCUUUCAGAAGGAAAGAGGCGGAGCUAAAUAGUGGUGUGGUCAGAAACGAUAGUAUGUGGGACAAGCUCAUCUUUAAAAAAGUACAGGCGAGCCUGGGUGGUCGCGUGCGGAUGAUGCUUACGGGCGCUGCGCCCGUGUCGCCCACUGUUCUUACCUUCCUACGAGCGGCGCUGGGGUGUCAGUUUUACGAAGGCUACGGACAGACGGAGUGCACAGCAGGAUGUUCCAUGUCAAUGCCUGGGGACUGGACUGCAGGCCAUGUGGGACCUCCUCUGCCCUGCAAUGCCAUCAAACUGGUGGAUGUGUCAGAUAUGAACUACUUGGCGGCUAACAACGAAGGAGAGGUUUGUGUAAAAGGUCCAAACGUAUUCCUAGGAUAUCUGAACGACCCUGAGAAAACGGCGGAGGCAAUAGACAAGGACGGAUGGUUACACACGGGGGACAUUGGCAAAUGGCUUCCUAACGGCACUCUGAAGCUCAUCGACAGGAAGAAGCACAUUUUCAAGCUGGCGCAGGGAGAGUACAUCGCACCUGAGAAAAUUGAAAACAUCUACAACCGCAGUGACCCCGUGGCUCAGAUAUUUGUGCACGGUGACAGCUUGCAGGCAUGCCUGGUGGGGAUAGUAGUGCCCGAUCCGGACUUUUUGACCAUUUGGCUGAAAAGAAGAGGCAUUACAGGCUCCUAUUUGGAUUUGUGCAAGAGCAAAGAUGUUAAGAACGCUAUUUUGGAAGACAUGCAGAAGCUGGGCAAAGAAGGUGGACUCAAGUCUUUUGAACAGGUGAGAGACAUCGCCUUGCACCCAGAGAUGUUCUCUGUCCAGAACGGCCUGCUGACGCCGACGCUCAAGGCAAAGAGGGCGGAGCUUCGGAGUUACUUUAGAGCACAGAUAGACGAACUCUACGCCAACGUUAAGGUGUAAAAGUCUGUGUGGAGGGCGACAGUUGAACGGGAACAUAUCUGACAGUGACAAUCCGGACAUUUUUUUGCAGUAUUUGGUUUUGAAGGAACAGAAUGGUGACAACUGGAAAGUGAAUUUUCCUUCUGUAACACUUGACUGUCCUGACAUAUUAGUGGUUUUAUUUAUCCCAGGAUAAAAUUUAUAAUGUACAAUUGUCAAAUACAGUAUGACUCCUGUAAACUGAACAUCUGGAAAAUAAUCCACCUUUGUUUCAUGUUUUGGUUUGCUAUUAUAGUUCAUAUUUAAUUAAGUCUUUUAAGGGAUAAAUUGUGUUUCUGGUGAAUAAUAACUGAAUUGUGCCUCAUAUUGUGACGACUAAGAGUUCAGAGUACUGUUUAAUAUAUUUGCAUUCCCCUUUCUAUGUGGUGGGUUGUCAGAGGACUAACCGAUUUUAUGCAGGUGGAGUUAUUAAGAUGAAUGCUUCUGAUCCAAGCAUUGAUCAGUUGUGCGGUUGAUGAAAAAAAAGAAUGCUGUUCCUAUCACAUUAAGGCAAAUUAUGACAUGUGGAAUUGUGCACACAGUUAAAAUUAUAUUGUGUUUGUGUAACACCGAAAGGACAAGUGUGAAGUUGUCUGCUUGUACAAAUGUGACUUCAGUUUGCAAUAAAGUAUGUGUCUUCGA
Nerophis ophidion (straightnose pipefish) is the source of this 2924-nucleotide messenger RNA. RefSeq names its product acyl-CoA synthetase long chain family member 1a (gene acsl1a). Gene Ontology annotation, biological process: very long-chain fatty acid metabolic process; long-chain fatty acid metabolic process; long-chain fatty-acyl-CoA biosynthetic process. Gene Ontology annotation, molecular function: arachidonate-CoA ligase activity. Gene Ontology annotation, cellular component: membrane; endoplasmic reticulum. Lineage: Eukaryota; Metazoa; Chordata; Actinopteri; Syngnathiformes; Syngnathidae. The record is from RefSeq and is a predicted model, not a curated record. The transcript is spliced from 21 exons. Bases 171 to 2264 code for a protein of 697 amino acids.